Messenger RNA from Eimeria mitis, 1440 nucleotides. Its product is annotated as ATP-dependent DNA helicase, putative. The coding region runs from base 1 to 1440 and encodes 479 amino acids. The transcript is spliced from 8 exons. Lineage: Eukaryota; Apicomplexa; Conoidasida; Eucoccidiorida; Eimeriidae. Gene Ontology annotation, biological process: double-strand break repair via homologous recombination. Gene Ontology annotation, molecular function: ATP binding; nucleic acid binding; 3'-5' DNA helicase activity. Gene Ontology annotation, cellular component: chromosome; cytoplasm. The record is from RefSeq and is a predicted model, not a curated record.
AUGCAUCAGCCGCCACAUCUGAAGGAGCAGCAGCUGCUGCGCCUCGUAAAGGAGCAUCAGCAGCGAGCACUGCAGGAACAUCAUCAUCAUCACCAGCAGCAGCCUCAGCAGCAGCAGCACAACCAGCAGCAGCACCAGCAACAGCAGCAGCAGCAGCAAAGGCAAAGACGCACUCGUCAUCAUGCCAACAGGUACCUCGAGGCCGCCACAUCUGAAGGAGCAGCAGCUGCUGCGCCUCGUAAAGGAGCAUCAGCAGCGAGCACCGCAGGAACAUCAUCAUCAUCACCAGCAGCAGCCGCAGGAGCAGCAGCACAACCAGCAGCAGCAACAGCAGCAGCAGCAGCAGCAGCAGGAGCAGCAGCAGCAGUGAUAGAUAUAGAAGACGAAGAAGAAGAAGAUAGUUUGCCUCUCUGUCCCCUGCGUGCUGCUCUGAGGAGGGUUUGGGGUUAUAAGGAUUUCAGGGAGGGCCAGGAGGACGCCGUCAGGGCCGUACUCAAAGGCAAAGACGCACUCGUCAUCAUGCCAACAGGGGGGGGCAAGUCGCUGACGUAUAUGCUGCCGGGUUUGCUGCUGGAGGGGGUUGUGCUCAUCGUCUCUCCCCUCAUAGCCCUCAUCGAAGACCAGCUACGGCGUCUACGGGCCCGGGGCCUUUCUGCUUUUUGCUUGAAUUCGACUCUAACCCCAAAACAGAGACAAGACAUCAUCACCUGCCUCCUCAACCCCCAGCAGCACCAGCAGCAACAGCAGCAGCAGCAGCAGCAGCAGCAGCAGCAGCAACAGCAGCGGCAGCAGAAGACCAGACAAGACAUCAUCACAUGCCUCCUCAACCCCCAGCAGCAGCAGCAGCAACAACAGCAGCAGCAGCAGCAGCAGCAACAGCAGCGGCAGCAGCAGCAGCAGCAGCAGCCGACGGGGCCUAUUAAGUUUUUGUUUGUAACGCCGGAGCAGAUAGCGACGACCUCCUUUCAGGAUGUGCUGCGGCAGAUGGAGCAGCAGAAGCAGCAAAAGAAGGGACAGAACAAACAGCAGCAGCAGCAGCAGCAGCAGCAGCAGCAGCAACAGCAGCAGCAGCAGACAGCAGGCGGGGGAGGCGUAUCACUUGUGGCCGUCGAUGAGGCCCACUGCAUCUCCUCUUGGGGGCAUGACUUCAGGGCCAGCUACAGGCAAGCUGCUGCUGCUGCUGCUGCUGCUGCUGCUGUUGCUGCUGCUGCUAGUAUUCCUGUUACAGCUACUACUGCUGCUGUUGCUGCAGCUCCUGUUACUAUAGCUGCUGCUACUACUGCUGUUGCUGUUGCUGUAGAAGGGGCAGAACAAACAGCAGCAGCAGCAGCAGCAGCAGCAGCAGCAGCAACAGCAGCAGCAGCAGCAGACAGCAGGCGGGGGAGGCGUAUCACUUGUGGCCGUAGACGAGGCCCAUUGCAUCUCCUCUUGGGGGCAUGA